AUGGGACCCCCUGCCCACCGCCAGAAAACAGCGAAAAGCAGCCAAGAGCGGAAGAAGGGAAAGCCUGGGAAAGGAGACCCCGAGGAGAUCAAAGGAGGAGGAGGAGGCGGUGUCAAAUUGGAGCCGGCGGUGGCGGAUUAUUUCCGCCAGGCGCACGAAACCUUCAAGUCUGGCUUUGCCUCCGACGAGGAGAAAAGUCUGUUUGUGAGCAACGUCCUGACGGAGGCCACGGAUGUGGCGCUGCCGCUGGCUCUGGAUGCCUCCGGGUCGCUGUUCCUCCAGGCGCUGCUGCCGUCCGCCUCGGGGGUCAGCUUGGAGCCUCUACUCCGGGCGCUGCUCCCCUCUCUGCGCCCGGUCGCCUGCCACCCCUGCGGCGCCCACAUCCUGGAAGCGGCCCUGUGGAGGGCCCCCCUGCUGAUUUCGGGAGGGGACGAGGAGGCCCAGGCGCUGGAAGAGCUCCUCCUGGAUCUGGGGAAGGGUCUUCGGGACGAGCUGGCGACUUUCGCACUGGACGCCCAUGCCAGCUUUGUGGUGCGGACUCUGCUGCAGGUCCUGGGAGGGGCCCGUGUCGGCUCGGACGGGGGACGGGGGCUCCCGGGCUCAGGGUCUCUUCGUCCCCAGGCCAAGAGUUCGAAGGUGGGGAGUGAAGGACCAGCGGUAUUCGAAGUCCCCGCCAGUUUCCUUUCCCUCCUACGGGAAUUCAAAGGCUGCUUCCAGGAGCAAAUUGCAGAUUUCAUCACCAACAAAUGUUUCAGCCUCUGCCUGCAGGUGGCGCUGGAGAUCCUGCACAGGAAGCUGCCUGAAGAGUGUGCUGAGCUCUGCCGGUCCUUGAUUGGCUACCUGAGCAGCUGUAACCCGGCUGCUGAGCAAAGCAGCCUCCUGGUGUUCCUGAAGGACGCGACCUGUAGCCGGGUGCUGGACAAGGUGUUGGAGGUGUCGGAUGCGAAGGUGCUGCGCUCCUUCUACAAGGCUCACGUGAAGGGACAGCUGCGCGCCUUGUCAGCUCACAAAGUGGCCAACUUCACUUUGCAACGGCUCAUCCAGGCCGCUUCGCGGAAACUGCUGGGGCGGCUUUUUCAGGAGCUGGGCCCCGGCUUGGAACAAAUCUUGGCCCUGGAGCAUCUCGGCAUCGUCACGGCGCUCCUCGGUGCCUGCCGGAAACGCGGCGCCCACCAGCCGGAGGUGUUGCAGCUCCUCUUGGAGGCCUUCCACUGUUGGGAGCCCCCCGCCCGCCAGCUGGCCUGCGCCCCCCUGCUCGCCUCCGUCCUGGCGUACGAGGUCUACUUUGGAGAGGAGGAGAAAGAGCAG
Messenger RNA from Thamnophis sirtalis, 1308 nucleotides. The record is from RefSeq and is a predicted model, not a curated record. Lineage: Eukaryota; Metazoa; Chordata; Lepidosauria; Squamata; Natricidae.